ACCCAUUAUCCUUUGCGACCCCAGCGCAACGACAUCGACUCAUUCCUUGCGACAAAUAGAGUCUUGGACCCCAAUACCUUGAUACCCAGCAACACCCAUCCGCCGCCAUGUCGUGCUCACAGCCCUUUCGAUUCCUGGAUCUGCCCGGCGAAAUCCGUAACAGCAUCUACGACUUGCUGCUCUGCUCGUGGGAUGAUGAAGUCGAGUAUGACCCAAGCAUGAUUAGCAGCAGCCUGAGCAGGCGCGUCCCAAGCAGCCCCUCCACUGGCCUCCUUCGCGCCAACCGCCAAAUCCAUGCCGAGGCCUCUGACUACAUGAUCAGACGCAACCAGUUUGUGCGCGUCACCUGCCGCGGUCUGGAUGUGCGGAACCUCUUCCUUAGCGAAGGCAUUCCCGUCAUCACGACCAAGGCACGCAGCAUCAGCCUGUUUAACGGCCACGUCAUGCACGUGACGCUGUCCAAGCCUGCCUUUGUGCCCUCGGCCUUCCAAUUUUCCGAAUAUGAGAUCAUGUUGCUCCGGUCCGAUUUGCCCCAGUUUUGCCAGCAGCUCGACAUUGAGAGCGUCAUGUCUGAUGCCAACCCAACGACAAGCGAGCAUGCGUCCAUCCAGGCGUGCAUCCGACUCGACUAUGCCCAAACCCGUUUCUUUGCCCCCAAUGCACAGGAGCGCCUUUUGCAGCCUCUUGCAUCGUCUCUGCGUGGCGUGCCAAACCUCAAGAUUGUCGGUCCUGUCCAUGAUGCCGUGGCCGAAGCAGUCAAGGGCGAGGUGGCAAGGCCCCGCUGGACCGAGCCCAUGGCGACGAUUGAAGAGAUUGAUACUGGUGUGGACGUGGGCAAGCGCCAGUGGCAACAAAACAACUUUUACUCUGCCUCGCAGUCAUGGGCAUAUGCGAUGCGCACGCUGGAGCGCAUGCGCCACAGCUCGUCAUGGCAAGGUCUUCAAAAGGCAGGCGGAGAAGGGUUUGUAAAUAAGAUUGCUGAUCUUUACUUCACCCUGAACCUAUUGCACGCACAGUUUCUGCAAGUGGACAUGGCCAACAACGAGUCCCAAGGCAGUGUGGUGCAGCGCAACGGACGCAUUGCGAUUCAGCAUCUGCGCAAGUGCGAGACGACGAGUGCGCGGUUUGCACAGCACGCAGGCGCUACAUGGAGACCGAGUAAUGCACAGGCGGCCAAGAUGCUGUUUCGCCAGGCAAGGUGCCUGAGGCUGAUGAGUGACACGGUUAGCGGUGUCAAGGCUGUUGCUCUGAUUGAACAAGCUGCAGCGCUGGCUCCUACAGACAUGGCUAUUCGCGACGAAAAGGAGGCCGUGUUGAAGUGGGAGGCCGAGGUGGAACAAGGCCGCCGGCUGCUAGCUGAACAAGCGGAAGCCCAAGCCCAAGCCGAGCAGAACCACACGUCAUCCAUCUGGCAUACCAUCAUGGGCGCUGUGGUGGAGGUGUCCUCUUGAAGAGGACCAUUAUGUUAACAAGAAAGGACAGAAGUCGAGUUGUUUUGUAAGCGUUUGUAGCGUUGAUACCCAUAUGUUUAAAUAGAUUGUUCAGAUGAAUAAGACACGCUAAAGUAAAAUGUACAGGCUUUCUAAUGCCGAUUUAUCAUUUGCAUAUUCUAUUCUAUCCUAUCCUUCCCCUGUAGUGGUCGUGUACAUGCUGUACACAAGGAGGUAUAACGUA
Messenger RNA from Bipolaris sorokiniana ND90Pr, 1674 nucleotides. RefSeq lists its product as uncharacterized. The record is from RefSeq and is a predicted model, not a curated record. Lineage: Eukaryota; Fungi; Ascomycota; Dothideomycetes; Pleosporales; Pleosporaceae. The coding region runs from base 108 to 1451 and encodes 447 amino acids. The transcript has a single exon.